This is a messenger RNA of Emys orbicularis (European pond turtle), 1830 nucleotides long. It is a transcript of the gene MMP16, whose product is annotated as matrix metallopeptidase 16. Lineage: Eukaryota; Metazoa; Chordata; Testudines; Emydidae. The transcript has 10 exons. Gene Ontology annotation, cellular component: plasma membrane; extracellular matrix. Bases 1 to 1830 code for a protein of 609 amino acids. The record is from RefSeq and is a predicted model, not a curated record. Gene Ontology annotation, molecular function: metalloendopeptidase activity; zinc ion binding. Gene Ontology annotation, biological process: skeletal system development; extracellular matrix organization; collagen catabolic process.
AUGAUCUUACUCGCAUUCAGCACUGGAAGCCGGUUGGAUUUCGUACAUCAUUCCAGGGGGUUUUUCUUGCAAACCUUGCUUUGGAUUUUAUGUGCCCCCGUGUGCACAGCGGAGCAGUAUUUCAAUGUGGAGGUAUGGUUACAAAAGUAUGGCUACCUUCCACCAACUGACUCCAGCAUGUCGGUGUUGCGCUCUGCAGAGACCAUGCAAUCAGCUAUAGCUGCCAUGCAGCAGUUCUAUGGCAUUAAUAUGACAGGAAAAGUGGACAGGAACACAAUUGAUUGGAUGAAGAAGCCUCGAUGCGGUGUGCCUGACCAGAGAAGAGGUAGCUCCAAAUUUAACAUUCGCCGAAAACGAUAUGCAUUAACGGGACAGAAGUGGCAACACAAACAUAUCACUUACAGCAUAAAGAACGUCACUCCAAAAGUAGGUGAUGCCGAAACCCGCAAAGCCAUUCGCCGUGCCUUUGAUGUGUGGCAGAAUGUAACUCCUCUGACAUUUGAAGAAGUUCCUUACAUUGAAUUAGAAAAUGGCAAGAGGGAUGUGGAUAUUACAAUCAUUUUUGCAUCAGGUUUUCAUGGAGACAGUUCUCCCUUUGACGGGGAGGGAGGAUUUUUGGCCCAUGCUUACUUCCCUGGGCCAGGAAUUGGGGGAGACACUCAUUUUGACUCAGACGAGCCAUGGACUUUGGGAAAUCCUAAUCAUGAUGGAAAUGAUCUGUUUUUAGUUGCAGUGCAUGAACUGGGGCAUGCUCUAGGCUUGGAGCAUUCCAAUGACCCCACUGCAAUCAUGGCUCCGUUUUACCAGUAUAUGGAAACAGACAACUUCAAACUACCUAGUGAUGAUUUACAGGGCAUUCAGAAGAUAUAUGGUCCACCUGACAAGAUCCCACCACCAACAAGACCUCUGCCAACAGUGCCCCCGCAUCGUUCUGUCCCUCCAGCAGACCCUCGGAAGAAUGACAGGCAGCCUAAACCGCCUCGUCCGCCCACUGCUGACAAACCUUCCUAUCCUGGAGCCAAACCAAACAUCUGUGAUGGGAACUUCAACACUCUAGCUAUUCUUCGCAGGGAAAUGUUUGUUUUCAAGGAUCAGUGGUUUUGGCGUGUUAGAAACAACAGGGUGAUGGAUGGAUACCCCAUGCAGAUUACCUACUUCUGGAGGGGUUUGCCUCCAAGUAUCGAUGCAGUCUAUGAAAACAGCGAAGGGAAUUUUGUUUUCUUUAAAGGUAACCAGUUCUGGGUCUUCAAGGAUACCACUCUCCAGCCAGGGUACCCUCAUGAUUUGAUAACACUUGGAAGUGGAAUUCCUCCCCAUGGUAUUGAUUCAGCAAUUUGGUGGGAGGACGUUGGGAAAACCUACUUCUUCAAAGGAGAUAGGUACUGGAGAUACAGUGAAGAAAUGAGGUCCAUGGACCCUGGUUAUCCAAAACCAAUCACAAUCUGGAAAGGUAUCCCAGAAUCUCCUCAGGGAGCCUUUGUCCACAAAGAAAAUGGCUUCACAUAUUUCUACAAAGGAAAGGAGUAUUGGAAAUUCAAUAACCAGAUGCUCAGGGUGGAACCUGGAUAUCCCAGAUCCAUCCUCAAGGAUUUUAUGGGUUGUGAUGGACCAACAGACCGGGAUAAAGACCGACACAGCCCUCAAGAUGACGUGGACAUUGUCAUCAAACUGGACAACACAGCCAGCACUGUGAAAGCCAUAGCCAUUGUCAUUCCCUGCAUCCUGGCCUUGUGCCUCCUUGUCUUGGUUUACACUGUGUUCCAGUUCAAGAGGAAAGGAACACCCCGUCACAUACUGUACUGCAAACGCUCUAUGCAAGAGUGGGUGUGA